AUGAUGAUCAAGCGCAUCAUGAUGUUGGCCGCUUGGGCCUUUGUGGCGUGCUGCCCGAUCGCGAACUCCUUCGUGUACCGUUCUUCGGUGCAACGUAACACCUUCAACACCAACUCAAUGUUGGGCAGGAAACAGAGGGGCGAGGUCGGCAAGACCAUCGAGGUGCCCUCAGGCAAGACCAUUGACGGGGCUGGCGUUGGGCGCAGCAGCGGCGCGGUCGCCAUCGAGGAGAAGGUGCGCAUCCCGCGGGUUCCUUCGGCGCUGGACCCCGAGGGGAUUACCCGCAGGGUGGACUCUCCGCUCCACAUCUUGGGGAAAGGGGGGGAUGGGGAGGGUGUGCCGGUGCCGCAUGAAGAAGAAUUUGUUCCCGUGGUGAGGGAGGGGGCUAAGUCGCCGAGCAACGGCGAUCACCACGACGUUACCCAUCAACAACAACUGAUCCAGCAGGAUGAAGCAGCGGAAGAUGGGCUCGAGCGCCGGCGCCGGCUCCACCACCACGGUUCGAGGCCACGGGGUCGAUACCCUGGCUGGACUGUUCGCUGGAAGGGGUUCCAACGACACCGUUACAGGAGUGGGUUGUCCGGGCUACGCUCAACGUCACCAACAGGGCCAGGUGUGGGAGAUGGGCUCUGCUCGAUUUGUGACAAGGAGCACACGCCGAACGAAGCCGCUGCUCCGACCACCGGACAAGUUGGAUACCACGACCCCGCUUCCGAAACCUCUCUCGGAAUUUGCACGAGCGACAUGAAGAGUGUCCCUGUCGAGAGCCGCAGCACUGAGAAGUACGGAACUGCGACCAUCGUAGAGAGCAGCGAGGUGGCCAACAACCACAGCCGCCACGGCUUGGAGAAGGCAAAGGCCUCGCUGGAGCUGCCGUCUUGUGCCGUCGACGCCCGUUCCUUGCAAAAGCGAGUCGAGCCCAUCCAGGACGACAAGAGCUCCGCCCCCACGCACGACGGGUCGAGUCCUGCCCAUACCAGGAUCGCGCGCGAAGCAGUUUCUGAUGGUCAAGGUCACGACAGGAAGAAGGUCGGUCGCUCCUACCCCCACGAGGACACCGGCCGCUCGUUUUUUAGUCUCCACCUUCAGCAGUUCGAUGGUCCUGAGGACUUCAACCAAGGUCCUUCAUUGACAUUUCCCUACUUUCCAGCGGAGAUUCCCCCCCCACCCGUCCAAUCCGGAGCCACUCCCGCCGCCACCGCCGCCACCGGGUAUGGAACAGCGUCUCGUUCUACACCGCCCGACCCGACCACGAACAGCCCUGCCGAAGCCCCUGCCGAAGAAUCCCCUGACUACGUCGACAUGUUGACCGCUGCGUUGCAUGACGCGUGGGGCAGAGGAACGAUUCGAGGCACAAGCCACUUGCCCACCCAGGAUGGCACCACUGCCGCUCGCCAGUCCUCGGCGUGGUGGCCCUCGGAGGAAGCCGGCGUAGACGCUGACGACCUUCCGCAGGUGUUCUAUGACGCCUGGCGAAAGGGAGGGGUUCGGAGCUCCAAUACUCUUUCCGUGGGGGGCACAGCACCGGCGGAAGCGUCAGAACGGGUUGCAUCGACCCUCUCUGAGGGACAUCGUGAACAGACGACAUACAACGAUAACCAUCCCCGCAAGGUCUCGCCGACACCAGCCAUCGCUGAAGACCGGGAGGCUUCGAAGGCGAAAACCAAAGACGACAACCCCGGCAAGGCCGCUCCCGCCAGCCACUCCCCCAAGAACGGGAGGAUUCGCCGCUGGCUUGAAAAAGCAAGGCGAGGUUGGGCAAACAGGCGGGGCUCGCGCACGAGGCGACGUAGGGACGAUUUGACAUGGUAG
Molecule: messenger RNA, 1812 nt
Organism: Ectocarpus siliculosus
Lineage: Eukaryota; Phaeophyceae; Ectocarpales; Ectocarpaceae
Source: the annotation of a GenBank genome assembly